This is a messenger RNA of Homalodisca vitripennis (glassy-winged sharpshooter), 2495 nucleotides long. RefSeq lists its product as uncharacterized. The record is from RefSeq and is a predicted model, not a curated record. The transcript has 2 exons. Bases 52 to 2328 code for a protein of 758 amino acids. NCBI's taxonomy places the organism in Eukaryota, Metazoa, Arthropoda, Insecta, Hemiptera, Cicadellidae.
GGAGGCCAGAUCACAAUCAGUUGCAGUCGGUGACCAGACCUGUGCACAGUGAUGCGGUUAAAGGCGAGUCUGUGUGUGUUCCUUGUGGUGGCAGUGAUAGUGAGCGAUGGGAAGAAGUCGUUUUCCUUAGGCAGGAGAAAAAGCGGAGGGAGCAGCAGGAGAAGCGGGUCUGUCAGCCAACCCAAACAGCCCGCUCCGGCGCCGGGAACUUCUCACACGGGAUCGGUGAAUACGAACUUCUUGAACUCCGAGAGAGCAGGAUCUUCCCACGGAUCGGGUUCUGUCAACACUCACUACCGGGGCAACCUCUUCGGCCAAGACCCUCCGAAACAUAACGUGCCCCAAACCAACGGACCUAUAGGUUUUGAGAAGGUAAAUAAUCCGAACCAAAAUCUCGGGUUUGGAAAGGUAAAUUCUGAAGUACAACAGAAGCCGGGAGGUUCGCACGUCCCUAGUGCUCCUGCGUACCCUGGAGGAGCAUCUUACCCGGGGAAACCUCCUGCCGGUGCUCCGAACGGCCCGCCACCCGCUUACCCGGGUAUCGGUUCCCCUGGUACUCACACUGGAGGUUACGAACCCCCACCGGCCUAUCCAGGACGUCCGGUCAACGCUCCGCCCGUGUACUCAGCCAAUAAUCCCAACUAUGGACAGAGACCACCGGGCCAACCAGGUGUAGGAGGAUAUCCUCAACAACAAGGUGCGUAUCCUCAGAGUCCUUACCCCGUACAACCCGGGGGCUACCAACAAGGAAAUUACCAUCCACAGACUUCUUAUCAAGGUCACAACAUUCAAGGUCAACAAAACUUUGGCUACCCGAACACUGGCAAUAAUUUUGGCAGCUAUCCACACGGUUAUAACCAGGGUUUUGGAUCCUAUCAGGGUGGUGGCUUUGGUGGUUCGCAUCCUGGAGGAUACGGGCAAUCCUAUCCGGGCUAUGGAGGUGGUUCUUACGGAGGGUCACCUUUUGGGCAUUCAAACUCUUUCGGCGGAAGUCCCUUUUCACCGGGCUUUGGCGGUAACUCCUACGGUGGCUCUAGUUUCGGUAACCCUCAUUACAGUCCAAACAAUUUUGGAUUUAGCAAUAGCCCUGGGAUUUUUGGAUCACAAAAACAAAGCUGGUUUGGAGGUGGAGGAUACAAUAAUUAUGGGUACCAUAAAAGAAGUCGAUUUGGAGGUUUGCCAAUUCCAAUACCGAUUCCGAUCCCGAUACCUUUCGGAGGAUUCGGAGGCUUCGGUGGCCGCAGUUAUAACCAUCAUGUACUGGACAGUUUUGUUAAGAACAAAACUAUCAACAAUUCAGACAAUGAGACGACUUCUGUGUAUAUCUUAAACAAUUCUACAGUGACACCGUGCACCACAGAUCAGUUCAUCUACGAUUCCCUGAACGUCACAGUCAUGUCCUGCACUGCCGGUAACUGCACCGCGAUAAAAGUCUUCACGACCACCAACGUCUCAGGGGAGGUCUCCGAACACUCUGCCGCGAUAACCAUGUGCCUCGAGCCCAACGCCACUUACAGCACUCACGCCGACAACAUAAAUCCUACCGUAUCUGACGUCCAUCGCUACUGGAUGAGGCUUUGCAAGGUCGGCAAUACUGGCAACGUCACAGGAAACACCACUGAGACGGAUAAAAGUGCAGUAGAAGUAGUCGAGACUAUACUAAACGAAACCGUAGUCAGCGUUGAUAAUACAACUUUGUCUCCAGUACAAGUGAAUUCCUCGGAAGUGGUAGAGACCACGACUGAAGCAUCUGUGGUAGUGGACAGCUCAACAGUUGCGCCAACUAUUUCGAAUUCUACUCUCAACGAGUCUUCGCCACUCGUGAACUCAACCCUCUGUGAAGUAUUCGAUUGUUCUUGGAUAGAGAUGUGCUUGCCAUCAAUAGAGAUUGUGGACCGCUGUGACCAACCCGAGUGUUCAUCUACCAGGACGGGCUAUCUAUCCUGCGUCAGGAUAAAGAUGUGCAAGUCGCCUACCACUCCGAUCAGCACGUUCGCCACUCUUAACACAACGAUAUCCAAGAUCGACCAGUUCGAUAACAUAACCAGCGUCAACGACGUGGCUAACUUAACUCUGAUAUCCUACAUUCCUCCUGAACUCCCUGCCAACUGUUCUGAAGGCGCAUCGGAUCCUGCAUGCCAACCUCCAUCGAUCAUCCCGGAGGAAGUUUGUGCACCAUCCAACUCCACAGAGACCACUGGGGAUGGAUCGACGUCUUCGGGAGUCAAUCCCUCCUGUGUCCCUCCUACUCCGAUUCUUUUAGCCACCGACCCCUCCAGUGUAGACGUGACAACGACCGACCCUUCAAGUACGACCCCGAUACGUUAAGGACUCCCAGAGCCUUAAGUUGCCAUGUAUUUGAGAAUGAAACUGAUAUUGCAUGAGCUGUGACUUGUCUACGAGAAGACGACCAUGAUCUACAGUCAUUAUUUGUACAUUUUAUACCAUUGUAAACCGUAAUCCUUAUGAAAAAUAUAAGUUGUAAAUUUUUCUAA